Spinacia oleracea (spinach) is the source of this 366-nucleotide messenger RNA. Its product is annotated as glycine-rich protein 5. The record is from RefSeq and is a predicted model, not a curated record. The transcript has 2 exons. Bases 1 to 366 code for a protein of 121 amino acids. Lineage: Eukaryota; Viridiplantae; Streptophyta; Magnoliopsida; Caryophyllales; Amaranthaceae.
AUGUGUGGAUUAUGCAUGAUGAUUGAUGAGAGACGAGGAAUGGAUGACAGUUUGAGAGUUAAACCAGUUAGCAUCCUUGAUUCCUUCAGGUCUUCUGGGGGCGGGGGCGGUUUAAUAUCAUUUUCCGGAGAAUCCCCAACAGGCGGAGGAAGACUAGGUAAAGGUGGUGGAUCGGGAGCGGUCUUUGGUGCCGGCGGUGGAGGUGGUGGAUUGGGAGCGGUCUUUGGUACCGGUGGUGGAGGUGGUGGAUUGGGAGCGGUCUUUGGUGCCGGCGGUGGAGGCAGUAUAAUGGGAGAAGGUGGUGAGGAGAACUAUGCACUGGUGGAGAAUCUGGCGGUGGUUCAAAGACAAUAUCUGGUGGUAUAG